Symbiodinium natans is the source of this 1179-nucleotide messenger RNA. The record is from the annotation of a GenBank genome assembly. Lineage: Eukaryota; Dinophyceae; Suessiales; Symbiodiniaceae.
AUGGAGUCAUCGCCGAUGGCGGCAAAUGCCGCUCCACAGGUUCGCUUCUGGAGAGGCAGGGACAUGCACUUGGCGGAACCUGCUGAAGGGCCCGUUGGUCUCAGCCACGAGCUCGGCCAUCUUGUCUCCCUCCUUCUGGUCGUGGCUCUGAUCGGCCUGGGGAUGGCGGCACGACAGGUCCCCUGGUUCACCGUCGAGCGGAGCGAGCUGCUGCGGUAUGUGACCUUCAAGGUUCUGUUCCCUCUCUACCUCCUUCGGCAGCUGUGGGUCACCAACCUCAGCUAUCAGUUGGUAGGCCUCCUACCUCUGAGCCUUGCAGUUCACAUCGCCUGGUUCUUUCUGAGCCAGCAGCUGGCUGCAUGCACGCCGAAGGCAAGCGACGUGAUGGAGAAAAGCGGACGACCCCACGCUAGUCUUGUUGGCUGGGCUGUGCUGAUGAGUCAAGGUGAAAACAUGGCUUUCACGUACCCCUUGAUUGCGGAGGCUGCCUUCCCGGAUGGCCUUGCCAGUGCAGUCAUGUGGGACUUGGGGGCCAAUAUGUGGUUGUGCCAGGGGCUGCUCUGGGGUGUGGCAGCUAUCUACUCGCCCCAGGUGCAGGCCUCCGCCUACUCACCGAUUGACAACAGUGACUUCGAUGAAGCUCCAGAUAUGUUUUUAGAUGAUGUGAACACCAAGCAGCGUGGUUUUUUUGCAGGCUUGCCGUCUGGAACGAAGGACAUGGCAGUAAGGGCCGUGAUCGAUUCUGUUCUUCUGCGUGCAUGCCUUGUGGGCAUCGGUCUGAACUUCAUGCAACUUCCGCUUCCUGGGAUCUUAGAUGAUGGGCUGCGAUAUCUUGGAAGCCUCUGCAAGGUGAUGCUGUAUUUCUUGGUGGGCCUCUACGCAGACUUCAGUCUGUCUGCGAAUGACUUCAGGUUUAUUGUUUCCGUGCUGGGGCAAAGACUGCUUGCUCAGAUCAUCUUGGCCGUGUUCGUCAUGACGGCCGUCCCCAUGCCAAGCAUUGCCUCUCGAAAUGUCAUUGUGGUCACCAUCUUCUCUCCAGGGCCCUCGGUGCUCAUGCACAUCCUAGCUGAGACAGGCUAUGGCCAGUACUUGGUCAAGCUCUGUGUCACAGGAAGCUUGAUCAACACACUCUUGUGUGUCACUUUGCAAACAGCUCUGUUGACACAGUUCCGAGGCUAA